Molecule: messenger RNA, 1990 nt
Organism: Triplophysa dalaica
Lineage: Eukaryota; Metazoa; Chordata; Actinopteri; Cypriniformes; Nemacheilidae
Product: hepatic and glial cell adhesion molecule-like
Exons: 5
Coding region: 426-1277 (283 amino acids)
Source: RefSeq, a predicted model, not a curated record
AAUUAUAAGCUAUAUUGCCACAUUAGUAAGUAAAUCAAAGCAGUUGUAAAAACACAUUAGUAUCGAUGUUUUUAUGGUGGCAUCGAUCCUUUUCGAUACAACCUUGGCCACCCCUAGUGUAGAUCGGUGACGUCGAAGUGUGCUGAAGAUUACUUUCUGUUUUACUUCACACUAGUUUUGUCGAGAUGAAAGCAUGAAACAUAAAAGCUGUUCAGCGGUGGUUCUCAAAACUCUUCAUUUCUAGUGUCUUCAUUUGCUCACAUUUGCGCGCUUCACUAAAAGCAUCUGAGAUCUCUCGACACACGCUCCGAAUCCACGGCACAGAACCAAACGUCACAACUGAACACAUCUUCGGCACAUCUCAUUAAAAUAGUCAUUUACACAACAACCUGCGGUCAAACUUCAGGGUUUUUACUGGUCUAAACAUGGACAUCUGCUCAGUUUUUCUCUCUAUGAUGUUUUUGACUGCGUGUGGUGUGUUUGGUGAUGAAGUGAAGUCACUGUCAGUGACGGAGGGAGAAUCUGUUACUCUACACACUGAUAUUGUUAAACAGACCGAUGAUAAGAUAGUGUGGUAUUAUGGACCUGAAAACACAUUUGUUGCCAGAAUCAAUGGAAUGAACAUUAGCACCAUAUAUUCAGAUGAUGAGAGAUUUAAAGACAGAAUGAAGCUGAACGAUCAAACUGGAGAUCUCACCAUCACACACAUCACAUCUCAACACUCUGGACUUUAUAAACUGAAGAUCAGCAGAAACAAGAAAGCCUCAUACAAGAACUUCAAUCUCACUGUCAAUGCUCGUCUGCCUGUUCCUGCCCUCAUCAGAGACUCUUCACAAAUCUCUUCAUCAUCUUCAUCAUUAAAGUGUUCAGUGUUGUGUUCAGUGAUGAAUGUGUCACAUGAUGUGAGUGUCUCCUGGUACAAAGGAAAGAGUUUAUUGUCCAGCAUCAGUGUGUCUGAACACAGUAUCAUCAGAAGCAUCUCUCUUCAUCUGGAGUGUCUGGAUGAUUCUGACGUCUACAGUUGUGUCAUCAACAACUCCAUCUCAACACAGACUCAACAUCUCAACACUGAUGUCUGUCACAAGUGUUCAGAUUCUCCUAACAUGAGGAGAAACAUGUGGAUUAUUAUACUUACAGUUAUAUUUGCUCUUCUGAUCUGUGUGAUCAUCAUCAUCAAACACAAAAGGCGUGUUCAAGGUUUUAAGGCGGCAGCGACCAGAGACUUCAGCAGAUCAUCUGAAGAUUCAACCCGAAUCACCCGUGAAAAGCAUUGCUGAAAGGGACGAAUGCAAUGUAUCAUCCUGGAUAAAGAGAAAAUGGAGUUGAUAUUUAUUAUUCAGUUUGCUCAUGUGAUCGAAACUGUUAUGAGCUGUUAUGAGAGACAGUUGCCAGUCGAAACCAAAACGUCAGACACUUAAGCGCUUUGUUUCUGAUGGACACACAUCCUUUGUAAUAGUAAUGACUUGAGAAGGUGAACCUUUCAGAAAACAUGGACAAAUAAAGAUCAUUUUAGAUGAUUGAUAAAGACUUUUUGACACGAGACAAGGACGAUCUAUUUUUUUUUUUAGGAAAUUCUCAAAUUCCAAUUCAAUUUGAAAAUGAAGGUAAAUUUCACUUAAUUUGUCUUCAGGGAAACAUACAAGCACCUUCUGUUGCUUCUGAAGGGCAGUACUGAUGGAAAAUAUAUAUAUUUUAACAAAUUAAGAAAAUGUGGACAUCUUUAUCCUGUUCAAAGAUAUUUUUGUUUGUGAUAUCUCUUAUUUUAUUAAAAUUAUUAAUAUUUUCACAGAUUCUGCAAGUGGUUCCCUAACUUUUAUUUUAAAUUGGUUUGUUUGUUUUAAUUUGUAUUGUUUCAAAUAUUAUUAGUGAUAAUUGUUUCUUAUCACUCUAAAUAAAACAUGGUUCUUAAAAAGUUCUUUAAUGACGGUAAAUGUUCUAGUUAGAACCAUGUCUUCUGAAGAACACCCUACCGUUGAAAUGGGUCUUUGUA